UCCAAAUGGGUUUACAAACUGAAAUAUAAACCAGAUGGUAGCAUUGAUCGACAUAAAGCACGUCUUGUGGCACGCGGUUUCACUCAGCAAUAUGGGGAAGAUUAUGAUGAAACAUUCAGUCAUGUUAUCAAGAUGGGCACAAUACGUGUGAUUAUUUCUCUUGCAGUCUCAUAUGGAUGACCUUUUUACCAGUUAGACGUCAAAAAUGCUUUUCUUCAUGGGAUUCUUAAGGAAGAGGUAUACAUGGAGCAACCUCUCGGCUAUACUACUCAUGAUCCUCACAAAUGGGUUUGUAAGUUACAUAAGUUUUUAUAUGGGCUGAAGCAAGCUUCUAGAUCAUGGUUCGAUCGGUUUUCUCAUCAUAUACAACAAGUUGGUUUUCUACGAAGCUCUCUCGAUCAUUCCUUGUUUAUAUAUCAUACCGGAGAAACUACCACUUGGUUACUUAUAUAUGUAGAUGAUAUUGUUAUAAUUGGGAGUUCUUCACAUAUAUCUUAUGUUAAGGGUAUGUUACAGCAAGAAUUUAAGAUGAAGGAUCUCGGCGAACUACGGUACUUCUUGGGUGUUGAACUUGACAGGACGAAUGAUCGAUUGACUCUUACGCAGCAUAAGUAUACCCUUGAUAUUUUGGACAGGGCAGGUAUGAUUAAUUGCAAACCUAUAACUACUCCUAGUGUUCUGAACACUAAAUUGGCUGCCUCUGAUGGAACCGCUGCCUAUUCAAAUCCUACCUUCUAUCGCAGCAUUGUUGGUAUGUUACAAUACCUCACUUUUACUCGCCCAGACAUAGUAUAUGUUGUAAGUCAGAUCUCUCAAUUUAUGCAUGCACCCACAGAAGGACAUGUGGAUGCCGCUAAGUGGAUCUUACGGUAUCUCAAAGCUACUCUUGGGGAUGGACUGGUCUAUACAAAGUGUCCCAAUGUUACUCUUGGACAUAGCAUAUAUACUUAUAGUGAUGUAGACUGGGCAGGAGAUCCCGAUGACCGACGCUCAGUUUCAGGUUUCUGUCUUUUUCUUGAUUCUAAUCUCAUUUGUUGGAGCAGUAAAAAGUAACGUGCAGUUGCACGAUCCAGCACUGAGGCAGAGUAUAGAGCAAUGGCCGCAGGGACAGCUGAGGCAUCAUGGUUACGGCAUUUGCUUGGAGUGCUCAAUCUUUCGAUUGUUCAGUCAUCAUUACUAUGUGACAAUCAAAGCGCAAUCAAAAUUGCCUACAACCCCAUUUUGCAUAAUCGUACCAAACACAUUGAGAUUGAUCAACAUUUCAUUCGUCAGAAGGUUGAAGAAGCCGAGAUCUUGCCUACUUAUAUAUCCACCAGUGAACAGAUAGCGGAUUUUUUACCAAAGGACUCACAGGGCAGCACUUUUGGGAUUUGAAAAACAAGUUGUGUAUGAUCAAAUCUCAUGCACAACUUGAGGGGGGCUGUUAAGUCUGUAUGUAUAAGGGAUCGGGUCUGUUCAGACCCGAUCCACUUUUUUUCUAACUUCACGCCUAAACAUAUUAGGUGGUGGUAUCUCUUGUAAUUACUUCAUGUUUUUAUUCCUUUUUUGUUGUAACCUGAUUAGGUCAUGUUAAUAAUAGAGAUCAAGACGCUGUAUUGGCCGACAGCAUUCUUUCCUUCAUUGCUUCCCUUCUAUUCUCUAUUCUCAAUCCCUCUUAUUUUCAGACGCAGAGACGUGUUUUUGUGGCAUUUUGUGAAGAUUCUUACAGAAAUAGGUCCACUUAAUUAUUGUCUUAUGUUUAGUGGACUAAUUUUGUAAAAUUGGUAACACACCCUAGUCUCAUAUUAAUAUGAGAUUAGGGUUACGUGAAGAAUAAAGAAAAGUUUCCUCUCUCUCUCUCGUCCUCUCACAUUCUCCCUGUAUCUCUCUUGCCCCUUUCUUCUUCCAAUAAUCAACAUGGUAUCAGAGCCAUGAACCUAGGGCUGUACAAUCUAGGGCUUGUGUGGUUGUUGGAGUAGUUGAGUAGCAAAAAAAAAAAAAGAGAAAACAAAUCUAAUGCUGUCGUUCAUAUCCAAAUAAUGAUGGUGUUUGACCAGAUGAUGCGGCUGCAUGGUGAAUCAGAUCAUAAUGGUUCAGAUCUGACCUAUUGCCUGCAUGGAAGAAGAUCAGACCAGUAGUGGAUCAGACCAGAACGUUUCAGAUCUGACCUAGUGGCUGUCGUGGAAAAGAUGAGAUGUUUCAGAUCUGACCUAUCUGAUGCCGUGGAAAAAGAUCAGACAAUUGAUCGUCUGAUCGAUUAGGAUAAUCAGAUAUGUUUGGUACCUGGUGGAUCAUAACAGGCAAAGGUACGUUGUCUUGGCAAAUCUGUGUGUGUUUAAUGCCACAGGCCUGAAAUCGUGUGAAGUUAAUGAAUAGUCGAAGUUGCAUGGAGCUGACCAGUUGUGGUGGGAUUUACUGUCAGAUCUGUGUGCUUGAAUUGAUGCCUGCUACCUUAUCUGAAAAUAGAUUGCUGAAUAUUUUCUGCCUGCUAUCGUCUGAAAAUCUGUUGCUUGCUGUCAUUUGAAAAUUUGAUACUUGCUGUCUGGUUUGUGUUCAACCUGCUGCACGUUCCUUGGCUGUAGUCUUUGUGCUUUAUCAUAUUGGUUUUCUACUAUGGCUGACAGUAGUAGAUUAGAAGGUUCCAAUGAAUACAAGAUGGCUGAGAACUCUUUUUCGUAUGGAACCACAAUCAAACUCGAUGGUUCGAAUUAUGAGAUAUGGUCUAGAGUUUUUAUGAUGUCCGUGGCUGGCCAUAAAAAAAAAUAUGUUAUUGAAGAAGAUGAACCCCUUGAGAAAAAAGGGAAAUAUGCUACGUGGGAUGAAGAUAAUAACAUUGUAAUGGCAUGGAUUAUGAACAGUGUAGAGUCCCGUAUAGCUCCAACAAUUGCAUGCUACACCAAGGCCAAAGAUAUGUGGUCUUUUCUGAAGAAGACGUACUCUCAUGCUAUGAAUGUCAUUAAAAUUUUACAAUUGGAAGAGGAGUUGUGUAACAUACGACAAGAAGAUCAAGAUCUGUCACAAUAUUUUGCUACUUUGACUGCUGCGUAUGAACGGUUAAAAGCUCUUCGCCCACCGUGCAAGCACUGUUAUGCAUCACAUUUUGAAAAUAGUAUGGUAGCAAAGUUUCUGUCUGGAUUACCUUUAGAGUAUUCUGUGGCGAAGUCUCAAAUUCUCACCGGCAGUGAUCUUCCAGACCUAGCAGAUACUUAUAAUAGACUGAGUCGCCUUGCAGUCACUCUUACUCAGGCUACACAUGACACCCCAGUAUCUGCCCUUGUGAUGUCAGGUGGACAUGGCCAUAGUUCCUUUUUUGGAUCUAGGGGACGUGGUACAGGUCAUGGCAGAUUUCAGUGCUCCUAUUUUGGUAAAUUAGGGCACUUAGAGGAUCGAUGUUGGGACAAACAUCCCCACCUACGUUUUGCUGGUCCUCAAGGAUGUGGUGGAGGAAGGACGAAUGCAGGAAAAGGAUCUUCUUCUUCUACUGCGACUUCUUCACAGGUUACGACUUCUAUGGUUGAGUCUCCUACUCGUAUAUCUCCAUUAUAUUCUCUCAACUUAAACAAGGAAGAAUAUGAUCUGGUUCUUGCUCAGAGAUCUACUCCUGCUUCAACUAGCACAACUACCAUAGACUCGGCUUUCUCUGUUGGUGCCCCUACUAGUGACCCAGGACUUACAAACUGAGAAGAUUGGUGGCGGCCAUGAACGGGAGGGGCUCUAUUUCCUCUCUGUCCCUGUCGAUGUUGCUGCAUCCUCCUUCACAUCGAAGCCUUCUCCUUUGCAGUGGCAUCUCAGACUGGGUCAUCCUUCUGUGUCCAAGCUUCGUCGUAUUUUUCCAGAUAUUCCUGCAUCAGAGUCUUUCUUAUGUGAUGCAUGCCAGUUAGGCAAGCAUACACAUAGUAGUUUCCCUUCAAGUCAGAGUCCAUCGAGUCAAAGUUCCUUUGAUCUUCUGCAUGUUGAUGUUUGGGGUCCAAGUCCUGUUCCCUUUCGUUCACGUUUCUGGUAUUACCUUGUUAUGGUUGAUGAUUUUACUAGAGUCAAUUGGGUAUUCUUGUCACGGGACAGGUCUGAAGUCAUUUGUAUUAUUCAGAAAUUUGUCAAUGAAAUAAAAACUCAGUUUGGUGUUAUUGUCAAAAAGAUUCGCACUGAUAAUGAUCUUGAAUUUAAAUCCUUAGUUCUACUUCCAUUCUAUGCCAAUCAUGGGAUUCGCCCACAAUAUACAUGUCCCCACACAUCCCAACAAAAUGGUGUUGCUGAACGCAAACAUCGAUAACUUCUAAACGUGACUCGCACUCUCAUGUUGCAUACUCAUAUGCAUGCAUAUUUUUGGGGUGAUGCUAUUCUUACUGCCUGCUACCUCAUCAACAGAUUGCCCUCGUCUACCAUCCAAGAACGCAUUCUCAUUCAAAUACUAUAUCCAGAUCGACCAUUAUUUCAUGUUCCUCCCAAAGUGUUUGGAUGCACUUGCUUUGUACACAUCUUUGGCCCAAACAAAAACAAACUUGCUGCCCAAGCCAUCAAAUGUGUGUUCAUUGGAUAUCUUGCCAAUCAAAAAAGCUACCGAUGUUUUGAUCCCCAGAACAAGAAAGAGAUUAUCAGUGCGGAUGUUACAUUCUUUGAGUCGCGUUCUUACUUCACAUCAAAUACCACUGUGGCUGAACUCCCCGUGUCUGUUCCUCUUCCUAUUCCCCCAGUAUCACUUGAGUCUAUCCCUUCCUCUCAACCACGUCAUGUGAUCGUUUUCUUAAACCUCCAAUAGUCUAUACUCGGUGUCAAGAUCCCUCUCCCAACCGUUCACCAGAGUUUUCUCAUGAGGUAAGUUCUAAUGAUAAGACUGACUCAGGAAGAAAUGAUGACUAUUCUGCAGAUGAUCUACCCAUUGCCAUUCGCAAGGGCCAGCGACAGUGCACAAGACAUCCUAUCUCUAACUUGGUUUCUAUGGACCAUGUGAGCACGAGUUUGGUACAAUUUGACCGAGCUAUGGAUAGUCAUACUAUUCCAACCUCUCACCACCAAGCCUUGUUAGAUUCACGAUGGAAGCAAGCCAUGCAGGAGGAAAUGGAUGUUCUUCUUUCUAGGGAGACUUAGGACUUGGAGGACCUACCAAUGAA
Molecule: messenger RNA, 5087 nt
Organism: Nymphaea colorata (pocket water lily)
Lineage: Eukaryota; Viridiplantae; Streptophyta; Magnoliopsida; Nymphaeales; Nymphaeaceae
Exons: 2
Coding region: 2593-3660 (355 amino acids)
Source: RefSeq, a predicted model, not a curated record